GUCACACUGUUGUUCGCGGACAUGCCGGGGUUCGCGGCGCUUUGCGGCUCCCUCCCCCCCCGUGUGGUGAUGUCCUUUUUGCACAACCUUUUCGCCACCUUUGAUGACAUGCUGGACCACUACAAGGUCUAUAAAGUGGAAACAAUCGGCGACUGCUACGUGGUGGCUGGGGGCCUUAUGUACGAGGAUGAGGACGGCAUGGCUGCCGCUAUGCUCCAAUCCGCCUUCCGAGUCACGCUUCCCACCACGGGUGCCCAUGUACGGCUGCGAAUUGGCCUUCACAGCGGUCCGGUCGUCAGCGGCCUUGUGGGCACCCGCAUGCCGCGGUUUUGUCUGUUUGGCGACACCAUCAACACCGCCAGUCGCAUGGAGAGCACCGGCGUGGCGGGCUGCAUACACGCCAGC
Molecule: messenger RNA, 405 nt
Organism: Volvox carteri f. nagariensis
Lineage: Eukaryota; Viridiplantae; Chlorophyta; Chlorophyceae; Chlamydomonadales; Volvocaceae
Gene: cyc19
Product: guanylyl and adenylyl cyclase family member
Exons: 3
Biological process (GO): cGMP biosynthetic process; receptor guanylyl cyclase signaling pathway; intracellular signal transduction
Molecular function (GO): guanylate cyclase activity; peptide receptor activity
Source: RefSeq, a predicted model, not a curated record